AUGAUCCUCUUUCCUGGAGUGGCAGCAUAUCGGAGAGGCGGAAGAUCUGAACUUUAUGCAACUGUACGCCAAGACGGCGUGAUUUACUUUGCAUUCAUAUUCUUGGUCUCGGUGAUUAAUGUGAUCGUCGCCCUUACUCUCCCGGUAGGUGGAUACUCGCCUAAACCAGCCGAUUAUGAGGAUGAAAACUGA
Molecule: messenger RNA, 192 nt
Organism: Marasmius oreades (fairy-ring Marasmius)
Lineage: Eukaryota; Fungi; Basidiomycota; Agaricomycetes; Agaricales; Marasmiaceae
Exons: 4
Coding region: 1-192 (63 amino acids)
Source: RefSeq, a predicted model, not a curated record